Molecule: messenger RNA, 2511 nt
Organism: Danio aesculapii
Lineage: Eukaryota; Metazoa; Chordata; Actinopteri; Cypriniformes; Danionidae
Gene: atxn7l2a
Product: ataxin 7-like 2a
Exons: 10
Coding region: 25-2226 (733 amino acids)
Source: RefSeq, a predicted model, not a curated record
CAUCCGCCCACGGGAGCGCGCACCAUGACGUCAGCGCCUUGCCGCGCAGUGAUGAUGGCGGUGCGUGAACGCGCAGUUAAAGUAAUGGCUGCUCUGGAACGGCGGGUGCCUUGUCUCGAUGAUUUCGUGGGCCAAAGCUGGAGCGUCUGGACCGAAAGAGCCAACCUGACAGCAUCGGAGGGGUCCGAUGGAGACGAAUACAGCAAGAAUGGGAAAAAAACGACGGAAACCAUGACACUGAGGAAAGAGGAUAUGUCCACUUUUGGACAUUAUCCUGGUCACGAUGACUUCUACCUGGUGGUGUGCAGCCACUGCAGUCAGGUGGUGAAGCCUCAGGCCUUCGAGAAGCACUGCGAGAGGAGGCACGGCCCUCUGGGUAAGCUCUAUGCACACCUCCGCUCCACCCCACCUCCAUCCCAGCAGCAGAGACCCCGUCACGGACACACGCCACCAUCACACGGAGCCACCGCCUCCUGGAGCAGCAGGAACCAGAGCGUCGGGCCCCCACGAGUGUCUCCGCAAUCCCCCGCAACACCGCCUCAGUUCAGACACUCAAAACCUCUGAAAGAUGGAGUUUGGCACUCGCCUUCAAACUCUUCAAACUCGGCUCAUUCAGAAUCGGCUGUUUUUAAGCAGCCUCCUCCAAUUGAGCCCACACGCAGCUCUCCUCCCCCGGCCCACAGAGACCCUCCAUGGCCACACGGAGGGCCGUCGCCCAACCGGCAGCCGCCUCCUGCAGCUGAAAGACCUCAAUCCCAGAGAGGAGAGGCGGCAUCGGCCCCUGUCCCCUCUGGACACCUCAGAGGAACCAAGACGCACAAGAUGGUCUCUAAAAAAGAAUGUGACCUUGACAAGCACUGUGGUGUUUUGGACACUGAGAGAAAGAAAGUGUGUACUCGACUUCUGACCUGCAAUAUUCAUUCCAUUCAUCAGCGCAGAAAGGUGCAGGGCAGAAGUAAAAACUUUGACCAGCUGGUGGCGGAGCUGAAGAUGAGCUCGAAGGCUCGUGAAAGGGUUUCUCAGCCGCCUGAGAGUUCCUCAGCUCCGAGUGUCAGUCCAGAACCGCCCCGAGACACACCUGCACCACCGUCCUGUCGGAGACCCCUGACCAACAGCCCUGCAUUUAGAACACCUGUAUCAUCUGAAAGCAUAGAGGAGGAUAAAACCCAUCUGGAAGAAAGCAGCACUCGAGCGCACUCUCCUCUCACACAGGCCCACAUCUCAGGUGAUGAGAGCGAAGGAGAGACCAAUGAGGAGCUGGCGGACUGGCACUCCACUCCAUGGCAUCCCAAACCUGCUGCGCUUUGUUCAUUUGGAAGUCAUUCUCUGGGUCACGGUGUCUUCACUUUCGAUCGACGGUUACACCAUCUACGGUCUGCCAUGAGUGCCAUGGUGGAGAGCCACCUCAGUGCCCAUCUGUGGAAAAAAAUACCUCAAGCAUCAGAUCCUCAAUCCCAGAGUCCCCAAGCCAAGCCUGCAGCCGUUCCUGCCUCUCCUUCCUCCAUUUCCCAGCAUUCCAAACCAAGAGCAGGAAGUCACAACACGACUUCCUCUCUCAAGACUUCCUUCUACUCUUCCCACGGACCAGGCAAGGAGCCAAACCCACAGAGUUCCUCCACCAGCAAGGCUUACUCUCAGUCCGAGAACUCUGGCUCCAGUAAACUCGGACGGUCUCCUUCUCAAUCGGGCCCCGGGCGGCCCAAAAACCCAGUCGGGCGGCCCAGCAAACAGCAGAUGCGUCUCAGGGAAUCAGAUCGGACGCCCACACCGGACGCCGCUGCACUGCGCAAACGAAAAGCCUCUUUUGAAGACUCGGACUCAGCCGUCAGCCCGGACAAGAACUGUGUGUCCCAGAACAAGAGUCGUCCACUCAUUAGCAAAACGCCACCGUCAGCCUCUCACGGACAAACCAACGGCUCGCUUUCGCCAGGAAGCAAAGCGAGGCCCUCGGACCCUCACGCCCCCUCCUCUUGGGCCUUUAAGAGGACUCCUCAGUCGGCUCCAGACAGCCGAGGACUGGACUCGGGACUCAGGGUGUCCAGCUUUGACCAUAAGAGUUUGGGGAAGAAACGCAAAAACAGUGGCUCGUCUCCACCCUCCAAACCCCACCGGCUGCCCACGUCCCCUCACUCCGGCUUCUACACCUGGAAGGAAAGCAAAGGGUCGGGACUCUCUGUAGGAGGAGAGAAGAAACUCAGCACACAAAAGCCAAAAUUGCACCACUGAGAGUGCCAGCCUUACAAGCCACUAAAAGAGCGAGCCCUAUGAACUCUACCAUACAGAGCUAUGGACGCAGGUCUCGGGAUGUUUGACUGUAUGUGCGCGUGUGUGUGAAUGCUACUUUGAAUGUCAGUUUGUGUGUAUGUCAGUUUGUGUGUGUGUGUGUGUGUGUAUGAAACCAGAUGGGGGCGUGAAUUUCUCUGUGAAUUCAGAAAAUACCUCAGAAUCUACUGAACAAUGCUGCUACGUAAAUGUUGUUUAUAAAAUGGAUUAAAAUAUUCUUUAUACUCA